AUGCAGCCUAAAGUGGGUAACCCUCAGGUGUACGACGACGGCGACCAGAGACGAAAUGCCCCCAGAGGCGCGGAUGCUCCCGCUCCGUUUGAAGCCGGCAAAAGGAACGCGCACGAUAUCCAUGAUCCCAAAGAUAAUCGCACCCUGGGAAACAGGCAGAAGCAGGAGGAGAAGGCGGAGCAUGACCGCGACUUGGAGUUGGAGUCGCACACUGUCACCGACCCCCUCGAACCAGCACAGAGCCAGGGUCACAAGCCGUCGAGAGGAGCACAGGUAGAUGCAGAACUGCAGCAGGAAGACGAGGAGAUGCUGAAGAAAAAGGGAUGCCCCAAGGACACAUCGUAG
This is a messenger RNA of Sparassis crispa, 345 nucleotides long. RefSeq lists its product as hypothetical. Lineage: Eukaryota; Fungi; Basidiomycota; Agaricomycetes; Polyporales; Sparassidaceae. The record is from RefSeq and is a predicted model, not a curated record. The transcript is spliced from 3 exons. Bases 1 to 345 code for a protein of 114 amino acids.